AUGGGGUCAGAGUGUAAUAGCAUGACCCGGAUGUCAGGACGUACUUCCUUCUGCGUCGAAGAAUUAUUUAUGGAACAAGGCUUUGAAAAAAGGCGAGUAUUGAGAAGGUCCUCUGCACAGUUUUAUGUAACAGCAGAGGAACACAUUAAAAAUGAGAUGAAACAUGAACGGCAUCUAACGGAGACCUCUCGUCUUACUUCAUCCUGGGCAAAUCUUCGUCUCACGGGGAACGAUAAACCAGAGUAUUCAGACUGUGGUUUUUCUUCGCCUGGAUCUUCGGGAAGUAGCCCUGUUGGUCACCGUCAAAAUUCCUUCAGUGGCCCCCUUGUGAUCUCUGUUACAUGCCCCGGUGGCGGAGGGAUUUCAAACACAAGCGCUAAUGAAUCUAGAUCCUCGGUUGCGAUCGCCACUACCCCGGGCAUUGUUUCCUUCUCUCAAUCAGCGUCUUGUUAUCCUUCUCCCGUGGCUUCUCCUAUUUCAUCACGCGUUCAGUGUUAUUCCCCCAGCAUUGGCCUCCCGUCUAGCUUUACCGCUAAAAAGCGAACCGCAAGUGUAAGUAGUGGCAGCAGUGCGAGCCCGCUGAUAUUUGGCAACAACCGUGGAAAGAAGCGUGCCUAUAAAUGUCUGCAGAACAAUGAUAUGUUUUAUAAGGCGGAUUUGCGGCUACUUUCACUGGGCAAGGCGGUCAGCCACAUUUCUGGUGGAGUAUUCCUGGCGAUUGAGCAUGGGCAUCGACCGGCCGAGAUCGUGCCCUGUAUUUAG
Echinococcus granulosus is the source of this 762-nucleotide messenger RNA. RefSeq lists its product as hypothetical. NCBI's taxonomy places the organism in Eukaryota, Metazoa, Platyhelminthes, Cestoda, Cyclophyllidea, Taeniidae. The record is from RefSeq and is a predicted model, not a curated record. Bases 1 to 762 code for a protein of 253 amino acids. The transcript is spliced from 3 exons.